Capsaspora owczarzaki ATCC 30864 is the source of this 1002-nucleotide messenger RNA. Its product is annotated as polymyositis/scleroderma autoantigen 1. Lineage: Eukaryota; Filasterea; Ministeriida; Capsasporidae. The coding region runs from base 42 to 983 and encodes 313 amino acids. Gene Ontology annotation, biological process: nuclear polyadenylation-dependent rRNA catabolic process; U4 snRNA 3'-end processing; U1 snRNA 3'-end processing. Gene Ontology annotation, cellular component: nuclear exosome (RNase complex); cytoplasmic exosome (RNase complex). The transcript has 5 exons. The record is from RefSeq and is a predicted model, not a curated record.
UAUUUUUGUAUUCUCAUUCCUUAUUCUUCUUAUUGCACACAAUGAAGGACACACCCCUGUCAAACAACGAACGCUCGUUUGUGCAAGGCGCAAUGAAGAGCGGUCUGCGCGUCGAUGGCCGCGGGGUUUACGACUUUCGCCGCAUUCGCAUUGCUUACCAGCCAGAGCGAGGUCACGUCGAAGUCCAGCUGGGCCGGACGAGAGUCAUGGUACAAGUCUCGUGUGAGCUUACAAAGCCAUUCCCAGAUCGCCCUGCUGAAGGCGCAGUGCAGUUUAACGUCGAACUCUCGCCGAUGGCCAGCCCGGCAUUCGAACCGGGUCGGCCUUCAGAACAAGCCAUCGAACUGUCCAGAAUGGUCGAGCGAGUAGUCAAGGACUCGAAUGCCAUUGACACGACCUCGCUCUGCGUGAUUAGCGGCGAAGCGGUCUGGAACAUUCGUGUGGACUUGCACGCGCUGGAUCACGACGGAAAUCUGAGCGACGCAUUGUGCAUGGCUGCGCUUGCAGGGCUGAUCCACUUCCGCAAGCCAGAGGUCUCGAUGCCUUCCCUCAGCUCUGGCGACGAGUCGGUUGCGGGCAACCUCAUCAUCCACGACGUGCGCGAGCGCGAGCCGCUGCCCCUCAGCGUUCACCACAUGCCGCUCUGCGUCACAUUUGCGUUUUUGGACGAUGGCGAGCACAUGGUCGUCGAUCCGACCUUCCAGGAAGAGCGCGUUGCAGAGGGCUACCUGAUUGUGGCCAUGAACAUUCAUCGAGAAGUGUGCGCAGUCCACAAGCAUGGCUCUGUCCUGCUCGACGCUUCUCAGAUUUCGCGGUGUACAAAGAUUGCUGCUAUCAAGGUCGCGGAGAUGACGGAGCUGCUACAAAAAUCGAUCGACGAGGAAGAGCAGUUGCGGGCAAAUCGACGAGCAGGCAAAGCUCCUGCUGCGGCCAAGUCCAACAAGUCGACCAUCUUUGAGUAUCAAGGAUCGAUUGUUCAAUAAACAGAGUUUGUGAUGACAA